Messenger RNA from Naegleria lovaniensis, 1092 nucleotides. RefSeq lists its product as uncharacterized. The coding region runs from base 1 to 1092 and encodes 363 amino acids. Gene Ontology annotation, molecular function: protein binding. The record is from RefSeq and is a predicted model, not a curated record. The transcript has a single exon. Lineage: Eukaryota; Heterolobosea; Eutetramitea; Acrasida; Naegleriidae.
AUGAAUAACAAACAAGUUGAACAGAAUCCUGAAGCACUCGAAAAAUCCCAUACGUUACGAAAUUACAUUAGAAAUCAAAAUAUUCCUGCCAUCACAGAAUGUCUUUCGGAAAUACUUUCCAAACCAAUGCAGCAUAUCCAACUCAUAUUCAUGCCUGAACUUGCCAAUGAUGAACAUUCGGAGAUGGUUUCUGCUCCGUUCUCUGAUCAUGUACCAUUAUUGUGGACAGCAUGUGAAACUCAAAAUUUGAAAAUUGUUGAAUUGUUGUUGGAUGCAAUACGUAAAUCACCGUGUGAUGUGGAUACGUUGCUUAAUUUUGAACAUGCCUGUCCUGGGACGUAUCAUACUAAAACUCUUCUUUAUCAUAUUUGUGAAAUUGGCUGCAAUUCGAAUAUUGUUGAAUAUAUUUUGAAUGAACCAAAAUUAGAUAAUUUUCGUGGAUUAUCUCAAGGACGAUACGGAAUUCAAGAAUCUCCUUUUUAUGCUUGUGUUAAAAACGGUCAUUUAGAGCUUGUUAAAUUACUUUUCAAAUUUGGUUCUAAUUAUGCACAUGCGGAGUGUUCAGAACUUUUGGUUCGAGAUCCUGUUAGUGAUCCUUGUUUCUUUCCAUUAUGGGUCGCUGCUGCAAAUAAUCGAUUUGAAAUUGUGAAAUAUUUAGUGGAAGAAUGUCGAGUGAAUCUUGAUGACGUUUCUGGAAGUAUUGGUUAUUCAAGCGCAUUAGGAGUUGCUGGUAAAUUGAAAAAUGCAGAAAUCGUAAGAUAUUUGUUAGAACGUGGAGCCAAUGCAGGAAAAGAUGUUUACGAAAACACAUUUAAGGAAGCGAAUCAAAAUACUAUUUCAUUACGCAAUAAUAGCGAAUUUACCAUUGUCCAAAGAGGGUUUCCCCAUAACUUGAACAAAGAAGAAGUCGUUGAGGCAAAGCAAUUUGUGAGAGAUCAAUGGGAAAUUGUGGAUUUGUUCAUGAGAAAAAAGGCUGAAAUGAGAAAUAAUCUUUAUAUUAGUGUUGGUUUUCGUUGUGACGAUGAUUGCACGGCAGACCCCUUUCACAAACCCCAACUCAGAGAUAUUUAUGUGAUUACGAAGAAGCGGUAG